Bubalus bubalis (water buffalo) is the source of this 3660-nucleotide messenger RNA. RefSeq names its product MYB proto-oncogene, transcription factor (gene MYB). The coding region runs from base 146 to 2431 and encodes 761 amino acids. NCBI's taxonomy places the organism in Eukaryota, Metazoa, Chordata, Mammalia, Artiodactyla, Bovidae. Gene Ontology annotation, biological process: regulation of DNA-templated transcription. Gene Ontology annotation, molecular function: DNA-binding transcription factor activity, RNA polymerase II-specific; RNA polymerase II cis-regulatory region sequence-specific DNA binding. The record is from RefSeq and is a predicted model, not a curated record. The transcript is spliced from 16 exons. Gene Ontology annotation, cellular component: nucleus.
CUCCUCCUCCUUUUUCUCCUGAGAAACUUCGCCCCGGCGGUGCGGAGCGCCACUGCGCAGCCGGGGAGGGACGCAGGCGGGCAGCGGGAGGCGCAGCCCCGUGCGGUUCCCGCGGCUCCCAGCGGAGCCCGGCGCCCGCCGCGCCAUGGCCCGGAGACCCCGGCACAGCAUCUACAGUAGUGACGAGGAUGAUGAAGACAUUGAGAUGUGUGACCAUGAUUAUGAUGGAUUGCUUCCCAAGUCUGGAAAGCGUCACUUGGGGAAAACUAGGUGGACCAGGGAAGAGGAUGAAAAACUAAAGAAGCUGGUGGAACAGAAUGGAACAGAUGACUGGAAAGUUAUUGCUAAUUAUCUCCCGAAUCGAACAGAUGUCCAGUGCCAGCACCGAUGGCAGAAAGUACUAAACCCUGAGCUCAUCAAGGGUCCUUGGACCAAAGAGGAAGAUCAGAGAGUGAUAGAGCUUGUACAGAAAUACGGUCCGAAACGUUGGUCUGUUAUUGCCAAGCACUUAAAGGGGAGAAUUGGAAAACAAUGUAGGGAGAGGUGGCAUAACCACUUGAAUCCAGAAGUUAAGAAAACCUCCUGGACAGAAGAGGAAGACAGAAUUAUUUACCAGGCACACAAGAGACUGGGGAACAGAUGGGCAGAAAUCGCAAAGCUACUGCCUGGACGAACUGAUAAUGCUAUCAAGAACCACUGGAAUUCUACAAUGCGUCGUAAGGUCGAGCAGGAAGGUUAUCUGCAGGAGUCUUCUAAAGCCAGCCAGCCACCAGUGACCACAAGCUUUCAGAAGAACAGCCAUUUGAUGGGCUUUACGCAUGCUCCACCUUCAGCUCAACUCCCUCCAGCUGGCCAACCCUCCGUUAACAGUGACUAUCCCUAUUACCACAUUUCUGAAGCACAAAACGUCUCCAGUCACGUCCCAUAUCCUGUAGCAUUACAUGUAAAUAUAGUCAAUGUCCCUCAGCCAGCUGCUGCAGCUAUUCAGAGACACUAUAAUGAUGAAGACCCUGAGAAAGAAAAGCGAAUAAAGGAGUUAGAGUUGCUUCUAAUGUCAACUGAGAACGAACUCAAAGGACAGCAGGCGCUUCCAACACAGAACCACACAUGCAGCUACCCCGGGUGGCACAGCACCGCCAUUGCCGACCACACCAGACCUCAUGGAGACAGUGCACCUGUUUCCUGUUUGGAAGAGCACCACUCCACUCCAUCUCUGCCCGCAGAGCCCGGCUCCCUACCUGAAGAAAGUGCCUCUCCUGCCAGGUGCAUGAUCUUCCACCAAAGCACCAUCCUGGACAAUGUUAAGAACCUCUUAGAAUUUGCAGAAACACUUCAAUUUAUAGAUUCUGAUGCUUCAUCGUGGGGUGAUCUCAGCAGUUUUGAAUUCUUUGAAGAAGCAGAUUUUUCACCUAGCCAACACGAUGCAGGCAAAGCCCUCCAGCUUCAGCAGAAAGAGGGCAGUGUGAAUAGACCUGCAGGAGAGCCUAGCACGAGGGCGAACGGACGCAAGUUGAGUGAGGGUUCACUUGACCUGCCCAAGCCCUUCCCUCCUGCGAGGCUCAGCACAAUUCCACGGGUCAUCCUUCGAAAAAAGCGGGGCCAGGCCAGCCCCAUAGCCACUGGACACUCUAGUUGCUUGAUACUUGCUGACGUCAGCAGUUCAACUCCCAAGCGUUCCCCUGUCAAAAGCCUACCAUUCUCCCCCUCGCAGUUCUUAAAUACUUCCAAUAACCAUGAAAACUUAGACUUGGAAAUGCCUUCUUUAACUUCCACCCCACUAAAUGGUCACAAAUUGACUGUUACAACUCCAUUUCAUAGAGACCAGACUGUGAAAAUUCAAAAGGAAAAUACUAUCUUCAGAACUCCAGCUAUCAAAAGGUCAAUUCUAGAAAGCUCUCCAAGAACUCCUACACCAUUCAAACAUGCACUCACAGCUCAAGAAAUUAAAUAUGGUCCCCUGAAGAUGCUACCUCAGACACCAUCUCAUCUAGUAGAAGACCUACAGGAUGUGAUCAAACAGGAAUCUGAUGAAUCUGGGAUUGUUGCUGAGUUUCAAGAAAAUGGACAACCUUUACUGAAGAAGAUUAAACAAGAGGUGGAAUCUCCAACUGAUAAAGCAGGAAACUUCUUCUGCUCAAACCACUGGGAAGGGGAUAGUCUGAACACUCAGCUGUUCACACAGGCAUCACCUGUGGCAGACAUGCCAAAUAUUCUUACAAGUUCCGUUUUAAUGACGCCAGUAUCAGAAGAUGAAGACAAUGUUCUCAAAGCAUUUACAGUACCUAAAAGCAGGUCCCUGGCAAGUCCCUUGCAGCCUUGUAAUGGUGCCUGGGAAUCUGCAUCCUGUGGGAAGACAGACGAUCAGAUGACAGCUUCCGGUCAGUCUCGGAAAUAUGUGAAUGCCUUCUCAACCCGGACUCUGGUCAUGUGAGACGUUUGCAGACAAGCAUUAUGGUUUUCAGAACACUUCAAGUUGACUUGGGAUAUAGCAUUCCUCUACAUGAGACUUUUCAUGAAUGGGAGAAGAGCCUAUUUUUGUUGUGGUACAACAGUUGAGAGCAGCACCAAGUGCAUUUAGGUGGGUGAAAUCGUAUGAGAUUUCACCCAACUAAACGGAUUUUUAAAAAAAUUAAUGUUUAACAGUUUUACCUAAAUUAUUAGGUCAUGGAUUGUAGUCAGUGGUUAAGUAUCUUAAGGCAGAUUUAAAAAAAAAAUACAUGAAAUGAUUUAUCUGUAUUUUAAGAGGAUCCAACAGACCAGUAUUUUUUCUGUGAUGAGGUUUUUGAAAUUUAACACACAAAAAGGUACUCCAAUAUUUCACUUUUUUCAAUCACUAAACACAAUGCAUUAUUAUAAAUGUUGGCUUCACACCGUGGAAUAAGUAAUCAAUAUUGUAAAUGUUCACUUAUGGUCAAUAACAUUGGAGGUACGUUUAUUGUACCAAACCAUUUUAUGAGAGUUUUUUUGUUGUUGUUAGCUUGCUUUAAAAAUUAUUACUGUAUGAAAUAGUUUUAUAAAAAAUUAUAUUUUUAUUCAGUAAUUUAAUUUUGUACAUGCCAAAUGAAAAAAAAAUGUGUUUUGCUGCUAUGGACUUAGCCUGUAGACAUGCUGCUAGUAUCAGAAGGGCAGUAGUGCUUGGGAAGGAGAGAAAAGAAACUUGGUGUUAGGUAAUUGACUAUGCACUAGUAUUGUCAAACUUUUUUAUUUUAUAUAUAUAUAUAUACACACAUAUAUAUAUAUAUAUAUAUAUAUAUAUAUAUAUAUAUACUUUUUUCCUUUUGUAAUACAUUGGAAAACUUAUUUGGGAGACUUUGCAUUUGUGGUUGUUUCUUGUUUUUUUUUUUUUUGUUCUUGUUGGUUUAUAAGAGGAUGCAUUGCACUUCUUUAUUGGGAGAUCUGUGUUGUUGAUGUCCUGUGUUUUGUUUUGAGUUCAGCCUGACUGUUCUUUAAUUCAGGGCUUAUGUGUUAAUCAGCAUUCCCCAGAGUCCUUAACUGUAUGGUCUCAGAACUGCCACACACAACCUAUGUGUUUGCAGCUGGGGUCCAUAGCCAGUUGCUGCCUUAAGAACCUUUGGUGCAAGAUGGCUGGUACUGAACUUUUGAUAUGACAGUGUACUUACUGCCUUGUAGUGAAAUAAAGCUGUGCCCUUAUUUUACUUA